AUGACAUUGACGGGAGAAAACGAUGGAAAAUCUGGUCCUACCGUCAUUCUAAAUCCCGUCGAUAAUCAAAAUCCCAUCGUUAAUCAAAACCCAACCGGCAAUCAAAUGGCCAUUUCGGGACUUUCUGUAGCUGCGAGAAUGCCUCAGUUUUGGCGCGACAGACCAUCUCUCUGGUUUGCUCAACUGGAGACCAUUCUUUCGGCAUCCAGGCCGAAUGACGACACAAAGUUCCAGUAUGUCAUUGCCAAUCUCGAUCGAAGGGAUCUCGAACAAAUUUCAGACAUUCUUCUGACUCCGCCAGCUGCCAACAAAUACGCGAAGGUGAAAGAAAGGCUCAUCAAAGUGUAUGAAGAAAAUGAGGAACAACGAAUGCAACGCCUCAUUGAAGGCCUCGACUUGGGCGACUCACAGCCCUCACAGCUCCUUCGGCGCAUUCGUGACCUCUCCGGCUCUUCAGGCACCCCAGACACGGUCAUCAAAGUCAUGUGGUUAUCUCGUUUGCCUUCGCAUGUAAGGGCGAUACUCUCAUCCGUCACAGCUGAGCUCAACUCCCUGGCUGAGGUGGCCGAUAAAAUCAUGAGCCACUCUUCUUCACCUAAGUCAAUUGCCGCGCUGCCACCACCAGCUUCACCAGCCUCCAGAGCUUCUGGUAGUGAUAAUAUGAAAGGCAUCCUACAGAGGUUAAGUUCGAUAGAGAAGCAACUCAAUCAACAAACUAAAGCUACUCAGCAGUCAUCAUCAAGCAGUCGUCAAAAAACAGAAGGCCGUCGUCGUACCACUACUGAUGGUCACUGUUGGUUAUCAAAGUUUUAUUAUUAA
Episyrphus balteatus (marmalade hoverfly) is the source of this 819-nucleotide messenger RNA. RefSeq lists its product as uncharacterized. The transcript has a single exon. The coding region runs from base 1 to 819 and encodes 272 amino acids. The record is from RefSeq and is a predicted model, not a curated record. Lineage: Eukaryota; Metazoa; Arthropoda; Insecta; Diptera; Syrphidae.